UCUUGUGCUUGCGUCUGUGUCUUCUUUUCUUGUGCUUGUGGGGAGGAGGUUCUGGCGUGUCUUCUUCGGGUGCUGGUGCUGGGGUUGGUGUUUCAAUCGAAGGCGUUGGUGCAGGUGUUGGGGUGCUACUUAGUGGUGAAGGAACAGGUGAUGGUUUUGGUGCUUUCCUUUUGUGUGCAGGUGCCGGUGCUGGUGCUUUUUUGGCUGGUGCUGGCGCUGUUGGUGCUUCGGCUGGUGUGGGGGAUGCUGUUGGAGUAGGCAAUAGUGGUGAGUCAGCUGGUGGUAAUGGCAGUGGUGGAGGUGAAAUAGGUGCUUCUUUGGGUGGUUGUGGUGGUGGGAGUUUUGGAGAUGGGGAUUUUGGACUUAAUGCUGGUGUAAUCUUGGGAACAGGUGGUUUUACAGGUGCUAUUUUUGGGGGUGCUGUUUUGGGAGCGGGUGGUUUCACGGGAGUGGCGGUUGGUGGUAAAUCCUUGGGGACUGGUAAUUUAACUGGAGCAGAUGAUGGUGGUAAAGGCUUGGGAUCAGGUAAUUUUGCAGGAGCAGAUGUUGGAGAAGUGUCUUUUGGAAUUGGUGAUUUCGCAGGAGCAGAUAAUGGAGAUGUAGGUUUUGGAAUUGGUAAUUUCACAGGAGCGGAUGAUGCUGGGGAUAUAGCCUUGGGGACUGGAGAUUUCCCAGGAGAUGAUGUUGGAGAUGAAACCUUAGGAACCGGUGAUUUCACAGGUGCAGAUGUUGUUGGAGAUGAGACCUUGGGAACUGGUGAUUUCACAGGUUCAGAUGAUGUAGGAGAUGAAACCUUAGGAAUUGGUGAUUUCACAGGUGCAGAUGAUGUAGGAGAUGCAACUUUAGGAACUGGUGAUUUACUAGAAGUGGGAGAAGUUGCGACUGGUGGUUUUAUUGAGGGAAGAGGGGUUGCAAUGACAAUGGGUGGUUUCGUGACAGAAGUGGGAGAAGCGGCAGUUGGCAAUUUGGAGGGCGAAGAUGUGGUUGCUGGUGUUGGCUUGAUAGUUGCAGUUGGAGAAGUUGCUGCUGGUGGUUUCUGUGAAGUGGUAGGAGAUGCAGCCACAGCAGGUGGUUGUUUGGCUACUGACGGUGCAAUUGUAGUUGUUGUUGGCAAUGUAGACGGUGCAUUUGGAGUUGUGGUUGGCAAUGCUGAAGGUGCAUUUGGGUUUGUUGCUGGCAAUGUAGAAGGUGCAUUUGGUUUUGUGGUUGGCAAUGUUGAAGGUGCAUUCGGUGUUGUUGUAGGCAACGUUGAAGGUGCACUUGGUGUUGUAGAAGGCAAUGCAGAGGGUGCAUUUGAGGUUGUAGUUGGCCAUGUAGAAGGUGUAUUUGGGGUUGUAGUUGGCCAAGUAGAAGGUGUGUUUGGGGUUGUAGUAGGCCAUGUAUUUGGGGUUGUAGUAGGCCAUGUUGAAGGUGUGUUUGGGGUUGUAGUUGGCCAUGUAGAAGGUGUAUUUGGGGUUGUAGUUUGCCACGUAGAUGGUGUGCUUGGGGUUGUCGUUUGCCAUGUGGAAGGUGUGUUUGGGGUUGUAGUUUGCCAUGUAGAAGGGGUAUUUGGGGUUGUAGUUGGCCAUGUAGAAGGUGUAUNUGGGGUUGUAGUUUGCCAUGUAGAAGGGGUAUUUGGGGUGGUAGUUUGCCAUGUAGAAGGUGUAUUAGGGGUUGUAGUAGGCCAUGUAGAAGGUGUGUUUGGGGUUGUAGUUGGCCACGUAGAAGGUGUAUUUGGGGUUGUAGUUUGCCAUGUAGAAGGUGUGUUUGGGGUUGCAGGUUGCCAAUUGGAAGGGGUACCUUCUGGUGCUUGGGCAUUGAUUGUGGCUAGCGGACGGCUGAGGCUAGCUAAAACCAGUACCCAGAACACCACAGCCAUUGUUGAAGAUGGUUUGGAAGUGAAAAUUAGGUUAUUAUUUAUAGGCAUUAAAAGGUUGAGACGUAAAUGA
This is a messenger RNA of Vigna radiata var. radiata (mung bean), 1928 nucleotides long. RefSeq lists its product as uncharacterized. The coding region runs from base 915 to 1928 and encodes 337 amino acids. The record is from RefSeq and is a predicted model, not a curated record. NCBI's taxonomy places the organism in Eukaryota, Viridiplantae, Streptophyta, Magnoliopsida, Fabales, Fabaceae. The transcript is spliced from 2 exons.